This is a messenger RNA of Fusarium musae, 16245 nucleotides long. RefSeq lists its product as uncharacterized. Bases 1 to 16245 code for a protein of 5414 amino acids. Gene Ontology annotation, cellular component: fungal-type cell wall. Lineage: Eukaryota; Fungi; Ascomycota; Sordariomycetes; Hypocreales; Nectriaceae. Gene Ontology annotation, biological process: cell adhesion. The record is from RefSeq and is a predicted model, not a curated record. The transcript has a single exon.
AUGUUGUUGUCACGGGGGCUGCUAGCCUCUACACUCCUUCUCGCCGUCAAGGCACAAGAUGGUAUCGACCAGGCCGCAGUCAACAUUGCUACGGGAUUUGCGGAGACUCUCAUUCAACAUGCUUAUACUACUCUUAACGGAGAUUCAGGAGGUUCUGGUGAUGCUGGAAGCGGUGGAAAUCAGGGCCAAGCUUUCGAUGCGAGUUUACUCAACAAGCAACAGAAUGCAGCCGACAACGAUGCCACCGUCACACAGGUCAUACAGGGCCAAGUUACUGUCGAGACAUACACUCGCCCCGGAGGAGUACUAUUCCCCGUGACACUCCUUCCACACCCGAGAAUUACGCUUGCUCCGACCCGUAAUGACCCUUAUAAAAGGAUCAUUCAGGCUUAUACUGGAGGUAACGAUGCCACUACGAACCAGGAAAUCACAAUUGCCGAGCCCUCUGGAACAAGCCCGGGUACUAUUCUUGUCGAUGUUCCUGGUACUGCUUAUUCUUCUUUCUCAUCGGGCCAGGCCGGCGCGUUGACAAUCCCCCCUUCAAACGACAACCCGACAGCCACGAUUAUCUCGGCGUUGCCUAGUGGUGUUGCCAUUACUGGCGAGGCUACAAGGACAAUUCCAGCGGCCGGAAAUGCCCCUGCGACUGUUGUUAUCCAGACUCCUUGGGCAGACGUGCCACCAAGCACACCUGGUGUUGGAGGUGCUGGCGCUGGUGGUGGCAACGCUGCAGGCAGUACAUCCAAUGUUUUGGUGAUUCAAACAUACACCGGAACUGAGUACAUCACCCAGGCUCGAGUUUCCACCAUUGUUGGUUCUGGAGGCGGUCAGGGCACAGUAGUUGUCCAGGUCCCUCAAGGUGACCAGAACCCCGGUGGUGCUGUCACGAUCCCUCCAAGUGACGGCGGCCAUUUUACCACGAUUCUCAGGCAAUACACAGGAGCUUCUGCUAUAUCAACUCCUGUAACAAUCCUUGUCCCAGCAUCGGCAGGACAGGACGGAACAAUCAUCAUUGAGACCUCUGGACCUUCGAGCACAUCCGGUAGUGGUGGAGAUAGUGAUCUCCCUGAAAACCAACCGCAGGUUAUUCCACCCAGUGGCGAUAACCCUUAUUCUACGAUCUUGCGACCUCACGCCGGUUCCGAUCAGAUUACUGAACCUGUCACUUACACUGUACCACCAUCUGGUACCAAUCCAGGAACGAUUAUUAUCGAGACACCGGCUGUGCGCGCUGGCCAGCAGGUUAUCACGCUUCCAUCUGACCCCAACAGUGGUUACAUAACGAUUGUCAGACAGCCCAACAGUGUGAUCACUGCACCCAACACUAUCACAAUCGCCCCCUCCGGUGGUCAACCAGGAACGAUCAUCAUCGAGACUCCUGCCCCUCAACCCGGCGAUGUCGAGAUCACAAUUCCUCCUGGUCAGGAUGGUUCCUUCGUUACCAUUAUCCAAGGUCCUACAGGAUCCAAUGCUGUCACGGCACCUAACACGAUCACAAUCACUGGGGCACCGGGCCAGCCAGGAACAAUUAUCAUCCAGACCCCAGUGCCUUCUGGAGGUGGACAGAUCACUCGAGGGCCUGGUGAUCCUUUCACCAUUCCUGCUGGAUCGGGUCAAUAUGUCACCAUUUUCCGACCUCAUAGCGGUGAUCCAAUUUCGGUUCCGAUUACGCUCACCCAGCCAGGUACAAAUGGUCAGCCAGGCACUAUCAUCAUUGAGACGCCUGAUCCGACUACAUCUGCACCAGGAAGUGGGCCUAUUACCAUUCCUGCUGGAGGUAACAGCCCCUAUGUGACUAUCUAUAGGCCACAUAGUGGAAGCCCUAUCAGCACACCAGUCACCAUCACCAUCCAACCCAGUGGUACCCAGCCGGGAACUAUUAUCGUCGAGACACCAAUACCAACGCUUGAGACCCCCAAAGGCCAGAAUGCGGUGACUUCUUCUGCUGCGGGUGGCCAGCCGAUCACCAUCCCUCCCAGCAAGAACAACCCGUAUGUCACCAUCUACCGCCCUCAUACAGGUGACCCCAUUACUGCCCCCAUCACCAUCACGCAGUCGCCCUCAAAUGGACAGCCUGGAACCAUCAUCAUUGAGACUCCAGCUCCGCCAGCUGACACCGUCACUGAGACUGAACCUGGUGCGACCGUGACGGUUCAACCUGAUAAUCCUGGUGGAUAUACGACCAUAUAUCGACCGCAUACAGGCGACCCAAUCUCUGAGCCUAUCACCGUCACAACGAUUAGUGGUUCAAACGGCCAGCCGGGAACCGUUAUCAUUGAGACCCAAGGCCCCUUUACGGUCACUGCUACUGGUCCCGGCGGUACUGCCACUAUCUACACUCCUGGAUCAGAUGUCAGCACCACAGUUACGAAGACCGUCACCUUGACAGCUUCAGGAGGUCAACAAUCUACCGCGGUUGUUAUUGAGACUCCACCUCCAAUUAAGGUUCAACCAACAACUGCAAUGGUUACGGUGACUGGCCCUGAUGGAUAUGUCACGGUUACUGAACAGUACACCGGGACGAGCGUUAUUACGGCCAUCUUUACUACCACAAUCACUGGAUCUGGCACAAAUCCAGGAACGGUUUACAUAGAGACACCGCCACCAAUCAAGUUCGCCCCUACUUCAACGGUCUCUGGCAACGACAACUAUGUCACUGUCUAUGAACCGUUCCCCGGCCCAGGCAUCAUUACGGCACCAAUUACCGUUACGCAGGCUACUCCUUCCGGUGGGCAGCCAGGUACAGUGAUCAUCCAGACUCCCGUUGCGGAUACCCCCGCGACUACACCGCUGCCAGAUCCUACUACCACACAGGGACCUGAUGGUUAUGUCACUGUGUAUCUUCCGUUCCCUGGCCCAGGUGUCAUUACCACGUCCUAUACUAGGACUCAGGCCCCUUCAGGUGGAAAUCCUGGAACAGUAUUCAUUACAACGCCAGCCCCUCUACCUGCUACAACUUCUGAGGCAAACCUCCCGAGUACGAUCUCUGGAACAGAUGGUUAUGUGACAGUUUUUAUCCCAUAUCCGGGACCGGGCGAAAUCACUGCGCCCAUCACCAGGACUCAGCCGCCCGCAAAUGGCCAACCUGGUACUGUCUUCAUUACCACGCCUGUCCCUGCUUUCACUACACCGAAGCAGAUGAAUGGGUUAACUUCCACGUCUCAAGGAACAGAUGGCUAUGUCACAGUUUUUGUUCCUUACCCAGGACCAGGCGAAAUCACUGCACCCAUCACAAGCACCCAGCCGCCUGCCAAUGGUCAGCCUGGUACUGUUUGGAUCACUACACCUGUUCCUGCAUUCACUACACCAAAGCAGAUGAAUGGGUUAACUUCCACUUCCCAAGGAACAGAUGGCUAUGUGACAGUAUUCCUGCCCUUCCCCGGCCCAGGUGUAAUUACUGCUCCUAUAACAAGUACUCAACCCCCUGCUAACGGCCAGCCCGGAACCGUUUUCAUCACAACGCCAGCACCACUGUCCACUGAUCAGCAGAAUGUGGCAACCACUACACCUGGUGAUCAAUAUGUGACCGUUUUCCUGCCCUUCCCGGGUCCUGGUGUUAUCACUGCACCUAUUACCCGCACUCAGGCACCGUCUGGUGGCAACCCAGGAACUGUGUUUAUCACGACACCGGCUCCUGAGACUACGGCCCAGCCCCAGACUUCUGCCCUUACUACGGAUAACUAUAUCACCAUUUACACCCCCUUCCCAGGACCAGGUGUAAUUACCGCACCUAUCACUAUUACCAAGCCGCCGUCCAAUGGUCAGCCCGGAACAGUUCUUAUUGAGACUCCUGUUCCAUUGAGCUCUAGUGCCGAUACCUAUGUGACGGUCUACAGACCCUACCCAGGCCCUGGAACGAUCACUGCACCAAUAACCCUGACUCAGGCUCCUUCCAACGGCCAGCCCGGUACGGUGUUCAUCGAGACUCAGCCAACAGAAACGCCGACUCCAAUAAUGCAAACUACUGAUGGUUCUACUCCUCCUAUUAUCAUCCCUCCUGAUCCAACUGGUUCUUAUGUGACAAUCUACCGACCGUAUCCUGGCCCUGGCCAGAUUACAUCUCCCAUCACAUACACUCAAGCCCCUAUGUCUGGACAACCCGGUACAAUCAUCAUUGAGACCCCCAACCCUGAUGCCAAUACUGCCACCCAGACAGGACCAGUUACUGUUCCUACCGGAAGCAACAAUCCAUAUAUCACAGUAUACAAGCCUUACCCUGGCCCCGGCAACGUUGAUCAGCCUAUCACUAUCACUGCUGCGACUCCCUCGGGUGACCAGCCAGGCACGAUCAUCAUUGAGACUCCUACACUGGAAGUCAACACCAAGUUUGCGCCGUCGCCAACUUCUUCGCCUCCAGUUACCAUCCCGGCUGACAACAACAACUAUGUCACUGUCUAUAGGCCACACAGUGGAUCACCUAUUACUGCGCCAAUUACUGCCACGACCAUUGAACCUUCAGGAGGCCAACCUGGCACUGUGAUCAUUGAGACACCUGCUCCUGAGGCCCCAACUUCUUCCUCGUCUGAUGAGCCUCAGACCACAGCGUCUGCUGUCACCACUUCGGAUGGUAACGCGGACUAUGUGACUGUAUACAGACCCUACCCCGGACCUGGAACAAUCACCGCCCCCCUUACAGUUGGAACUGUUGCACCAACUAAUGGCCAGCCUGGAACGGUCAUCAUUGAGACACCUGUGCCUCAAACCGCGCCGGAGACCACAUCAGCAGAAGUUACUUCUACCCAAGGAACUGAUGGUUAUAUCACGGUCUUCCGGCCAUACACCGGCACUGGCCUCAUCACAGCGGCUAUCACUGUCUCCACAAUUCCUCCAUCUAGUGGUCAACCAGGAACCAUCAUUGUCGAAACGCCUGUGCCUCAGGAUCCAAUGACAACGACUGGUGAUUCUACGCCUGUCACCAUUCCACCGGGACCCGGAAACUCGUACGUGACAGUCUAUAGACCUCAUACGGGUACUGACGUUAUCACAACACCUGUGACGGUUACCACUAUUGAAGGAGUUAACGGUCAGCCCGGGACCAUCAUUAUUGAGACACCAGUACCUCAGGCGGCAACUUCGACAGAUGAGACUACCGAGGCUGCACCGUUGACUGUUUCACCCGGUCCGGACAGCUCCUUCAUUACUGUGUAUAGACCACAUACAGGAACUGAUGUCAUUACGGCACCUGUGACCGUAACUACGAUCCCAGGUGUCAAUGGGCAGCCGGGAACAAUAAUUAUCGAGACUCCCGUGGCCCAGGAUACCAAUGCGCCUAGCACAGCCCCUGCAAGCCCUGACAGUACCUAUGUCACCGAAUAUCGUCCAUAUCCUGGACCAGGCAAUAUCGAUCAGCCCAUCACGGUCACAACUAUCGAGCCUUCCAACGGAAACCCGGGAACUGUUAUCAUCGAGACACCUACUCCAGAUGUCAACACCAAGGUUGCUCAGCCUCCUGUUACGCUUGAUCCUGGUCCAGGCGAUCAGUAUGUUACUGUUUACAGACCUUACACAGGUACUGGGGUAAUCACUGCACCGGUUACCGUUAGUACUAUUGCACCUUCAGGUGGCCAGCCCGGAACAGUCAUCAUUGAGACCCCUGAACCAGAGACUCCUGGCUCUAAUCCAACAGUGACAUUGCCCGCUGGACCUAAUGAGUCUUACAUUACUGUGUUCCGACCUCAUACGGGCACUGAUGUGAUUACUGGCCCUGUCACGAUUACAACUAUCGCCCCCGCCACUGGCCAGCCCGGCACUGUCAUCAUUGAAACUCCUGUUGAGUCUGAGCCUGCCUCUACCCCGGCUCCUGUUGAUUCAGUAACGAGCACUCCUGCUCAAGCUAGUUAUGUUACGGUCUACCGACAUCAUACUGGAGCAGAUCGUAUCACUGCUCCCGUUACUGUCACAACCAUUGAGCCGUCAGGAGACCAGCCGGGAACAGUCAUCAUUGAGACCCCCGAUCAAGAUUUACCUCCUGUGACAACCUCUGCUGGACCUCUUGCCACCUAUGUUACGGUUUACCGACCCUACACAGGAGCAGACAGGAUCACAGAACCCGUCACUAUCACGACUAUUGAGCCGACCAACGGCCAACCCGGUACAGUUAUCAUUGAGACUCCAGGACAGCAAGCGCCUCCUGUGACGACCAUCCCUGAUCCUGCUACUUACGUAACUAUCACUAGACUCUACACUGGAACAGACCAGAUUACAGAACCAAUCACGACCACUAUCCCUCCUCAAGGUGAUCAGCCUGGUACCGUGAUCGUUGAGACUCCAGGCCAGCAAGUGCCGCCGGUAACCUCAACGCCUGGUCCUGCUUCAUAUGUGACCAUCACCAGGCUUUACACAGGUACAGAUCAGAUCACAGAGGCUAUAACGAGCACCAUUCCACCUCAGGGUGACCAGCCUGGAACUGUCAUCAUUGAGACUCCUGGUCAGCAAGUGGCCGCUGUGACCUCCACCUCUGCACCCCCUUCUUAUGUGACAACGACAGUUCCCUAUACUGGCACUGACCAGAUUAGCGUACCUAUUGUUACUACUGUUUCUCCCCAAGGCGACCAGCCAGGAACUGUCAUCGUUGAAACACAGGCUCCGUUUGUGACAGUCUUUCGUCCUCAUACAGGGCCAGAUCAGAUCACUGGCCCAGUCACUGUAUCGACCAUUGCUCCCACAGGAGAUCAGCCUGGAACAAUCAUCAUCGAGACCCCUGGCGCGGCCCCUGCUGUCACAACUGCACCACCCGCGCCAUCGUACGUCACUAUCACUACUUUAUACACUGGAACAGAGAUACUCAGCGAGCCCACUACCAUCACUACGAUUCCCCCUCAAGGAGAUCAACCUGGUACUGUCAUUGUUGAGACCCAGGGUCCUUUUGUGACAAUUUCAACACUUUAUACUGGAACAGGUGUAAUCACAGCGCCGACUGCCCUUACAACCAUUCCUCCUCUGGGAGGACAGCCUGGAACUGUUGUUAUUGGAACACCAGGAUCAUACGUCACAACGACUGUGUUGUAUACCGGAUCUGACUCGAUUACUGGCCCCACAGCUUUUACAACUAUUCCACCUCAAGGUGAUCAACCUGGUACGGUCGUUGUUGGAACUCCUGGAUCUUAUGUCACAACCACAGUGCUUUACACCGGCACUGAUUCGAUUACAGGGCCUACAGCUCUCACAACGGUCCCCCCUCAAGGCAACCAGCCUGGCACCGUUGCCAUUGCCACGCCCCCUUCGUAUGUCACGACAACUAUUCCUUACACUGGAACCGAUCAGAUCACAGCGCCAAUCACAGCUACUACCAUUCCUCCCUCAGGGAACCAACCUGGAACUGUUAUCAUCGAGACUCAGGCCCCAUUUGUCACGAUCUAUCGCCCUCACACUGGUAUCGACAGAAUCACUGCGCCUGUUACGGUUUCAACCAUCGCCCCAUCUGGUGGCCAGCCGGGUACGAUUGUGGUCGAAACCCCUGGCGCAGAACCUCCUGUUACUACAUCGCCUCCUGCUCCAACAUACACGACACUUUAUGAGGAGUACUCCGGCACCGAUGAUAUUACUGAGCCUUUCGUCAAGACAACUAUUGAGCCACAAGGAGACCAGCCCGGCACCAUUAUCUUUGAUACUCCUGCCCAGCGAGUCGUGUCCACCAGUGCUGCACAGCCUUCCUAUGUUACUAUUUACCAGCCUCAUUCUGGCCCAGACCGAAUCACCGCCCCUGUUACAGUCACUACCAUCCCUCCACAGGGAGAUCAACCAGGCACUGUCAUCAUUGAAACACCAGGUUCGGAGCCUGCUAUCACGUCGACGCCUGCCCCUGAACCAUCUUACGUCACAGUGUAUCAGCCCCAUACUGGGCUUGACAGAAUUACCGAGCCUGUCACGAUCACAACUAUUCCUCCCCAAGGCGGUCAGCCUGGUACCGUGAUUAUUGAGACACCAGGAGCGGAGCCUCCCGUGACGUCGGGACCUGCCCCGGAGCCUUCAUAUGUGACAAUGUAUCAGCCACAUACUGGAUCUGAUAGAAUUACUGAGCCUGUUACACUCACAACUAUCCCUCCUCAAGGAGAUCAGCCAGGCACGGUUAUUAUUGAAACCCCUGGCUCGGAACCCCCUAUCACUUCAACCCCAGCUCCCGAGCCUUCAUAUGUGACAGUCUAUCGACCUCACACAGGCGCAGAUCAGAUCACUGCACCGGUUACUAUCACAACCAUGGAGCCUCAAGGGGACCAGCCAGGAACCGUGAUUAUCGAGACACCUGGCUCUGAGCCUCCUGUUACCUCGGCCCCUGCUCCCUCAUAUACCACCAUCUACGAGCCUUACACUGGUACAGGCGAGAUUACAGGCGAAGUCACCGUCACAACUAUUCCUCCUCAGGGUGAUCAGCCAGGUACUGUCAUCAUUGAGACACCGGGUCCGCAAAUCGCAAACAAGGGAGCGAACCCUCCUCUGACUAUUCCUGCUGGAGACGAUAGCUAUGUGACGGUCUUCAGGCCUUACACAGGGACCCCUAUGAUAACAGCGCCUGUCACUGUCACAACUAUCUCUCCGUCUGGUGGCAACCCAGGUACCGUUAUCAUUGAAACACCCGCACCUGAAGCUGCAGCUACAUCGGCACCCGAGGAUGUUUACGUUACCGUCUACACCAUUUACACUGGCACUGGUCAGCUUACAGCGCCAACUACGGUCACAACCAUUGCUCCUGUCUCCGGAACUGGUACUAUCAUAGUUGAGACUCAGGCUGAGGCUACUACUCCGCCGCCUGUCACGAUCCCGCCUAGUGACAAUAGCCCCAACAUCACCGUUGUGCGUCAGUAUCCUGGCCCAGGAAUCAUCACUGCCCCUGUGACCUCUUAUGAGCCACCAAGUACGCCUGGACAGCCUGGAACGAUUAUCAUUGAGACUCCAGCCCCCAUUUCUGAGACUACAUCUGAAGCACCAGGCACCAAUGUUACUCUCUAUACCUUGGCUCCCUCAGGCGUCAAGAUUCCCAUCACUAGUUACGCACCCCCACAAACACCAGGACAGCCAGGAACUGUUUUCAUUCAGACUGUGGCCACUGAUGCUGAGUCUACUUCCGAGGAGGGCAGGAACGUGACUAUUUACACCGACGGUCCUGAUUCUCUUACUGCACCGUACACUACCUACUACCCUCCUGACUCCCCUGGAGAUCCCGGAACCGUGCUCAUUGAGACUCCUCCUCCAGUUCCAACUGGUCCUGCCUCAGUAUCGGCAGUGCCCACCACUGAUGAUUCAGCCAGCAGCAUCACAACACCUGCUUCGAGCAACCCUGACGCACUCACCUUGACUCCGAGUGAUAGUAACGAUGACUUUACUGUCAUUGAACCUAAUACCAGGUUCGCUGGUGCUAGCGAGAAUGUCACGCAGAUCAUCCCCGCAACUGAUGGAACCCCCGGAACACAGAUCAUUUACACACCUGUGGAUACAUCGGGAGAGUCAUCCGUUGGUGCACCAGAUACUGGUAGUUAUGUUACCAUCAGUGCGACAGUCACUAUUCCUGGCGAUCCUUCAACACGUACCGGGUCCAACUCCGACGCCGGAAGUGACGCAGGUACUACAGGCGCGGAAACCAAUGUCAUCAUUAUCCCCCCCAGUGGUACUGAGCCAGGGACCGUUCUCUCGCAAACUAGUGUUUACUUGGACCAGGCCUUGGCUGAGCACGGAAAUGUGACAAUCACCAGGACAGCUCCCAGUGGUGUUACCACAAGGUUCACUACCUACUCGCCCCCAGCCCAACCAGCUGAUCCAGGAACCAUCAUCAUUGAGAUCCCGGACUACAAUGUCACCAUUACGAGGGCAGCUCCUGCUGAUAUCACGACCACAAUCACAACCUACUCACCUCCUGCAACGCCUGGCGACCCAGGUACUGUCAUCGUUGAGACGCCUGAUUAUAAUGUCACUAUUACUCGCGAGGCGCCCGCAUCGAUUACAAGUCUCCGCACAAGCUACGCUCCUCCCGGAACUCCUGGCGAUCCUGGCACCGUAAUCGUUGAAACCCCAAACAACGACUACAACGUAACCAUCACUCGCGGCGCCUCGAUUACAGCGCCCUUUACCACAUACUCGCCCCCUGGCGCCUCAGGAGAUCCUGGCACCAUUAUUGUUGAGACCCCGGAUUAUAAUGUCACCAUUACCCGAGAGGCACCAGCUUCGAUUACUGAUGUGCGGACGACAUACAAUCCUCCAGGCACUCCAGGCGAUCCAGGGACUGUCAUCAUCGAGACACCAAACAAUGCCUACAACGUCACCAUCACAAGGGCAGCUCCCGCUUCGAUUACAAGUAUAUAUACCACCUACUCCCCUCCAGGUGCUCCUGGUGAUCCCGGCACAGUUAUUGUUGAAACUCCGGAAUAUAAUGUCACUGUCACCAGUGACGCUGGCUCUACGGAUGUUGCAACAGAUGUUGUGACCAGGUAUAACCCUCCAGGCACUCCAGGCGACCCAGGUACCAUCGCCAUCAUCAUGCCGAACCAGAGGGUCGUGUCGACUUCUCAAGACCCUUCUACUACUGAUGAUCCUGGACAAAACGUCACUAUCUACAGGCCUGGUCCACGAACUAUGACUGGUCCUGUCACUUCAUACAUACCUCCCGCGAGCCGUGGAGACAACGGUACGGUAAUCAUCGAGACCCCUGGCCCAGCCACUCCUUUCAACGUGACCAUCACCCAGACUAUCAGUACCAUUACAGCGAUCUACACUACCUACUCGCCGGCCGGUGCUGAAGAUGAUCCGGGAACUAUUGUCGUUGGAAUGCCGUCUGAUCGAAAUGUGACCAUCACAGAGGAGGUCAGCACAAUCACGGCUCCUAACACAAAAUACUCUUCCCCUGGCUCGCCUGGCGAUCCCGGCACUGUCAUUAUUGAGGUGCCCCCCAACCACAAUGUGACUGUCACUGAAGUCAUCAGCACUAUCACCUCUCCCUACACAAAGUACUCCCCGCCUACAAGCCGUGGAGAUCCUGGUACAGUGUAUAUCGAGCUGCCCCCAGACUCAAAUAUUACUAUCACAACUGAGGUGGAUUCACGAACAGCGCCUUUUACCACCUACUAUCCUCCCGGUUCCCAGGGAGAUCCUGGCACUGUUCUUGUUGAAUUGCCUCCUAGUCACAACGUCACCAUCACCACCGAAGUCGCGAGUCGAACUGCGCCUUAUACAACAUACUCAGCGCCAGCUAACAGAGGAGAUCCGGGGACAAUCAUCGUAGAGAUGCCUCCCGACAGCAACGUCACAAUCACCACCGAGGUGCCCAGUAGGACAGCCCCUUAUACCACGUAUUCCCCACCAGCGAAUAAGGGCGAUCCUGGCACCAUCAUCGUGGAGCUUCCUCCUGACAGAAAUGUGACGGUCACGACCGAGGUGGCUAGUCUCACUGCUCCCUACACGACUUAUUCUCCGCCAGGAAGCAAGGGAGACCCAGGCACAAUUAUCAUUGAAUUGCCUCCUGAUCGUAACGUGACUACUACAGAAGAAGUCCCUACGCUGACCGAGGCCUAUACCACUUAUUCACCACCGGGCAACCGCGGCGAUCCCGGUACUGUCAUUGUGCGACUCCCACCUGACAGGAACGUGACUAGAACGACCGAGAUUGCUACACUGACUGCUCCGUAUACAACCUAUUCUCCACCUGCAAACAGAGGCGAUCCGGGUACUAUUAUCAUUGAAUUGCCCCCUGAUAGGAAUGUCACCACUACGGAAGAGGUCAGCACAAUCACCCGGGUCAGAACAACAUAUAUGCCUCCCGCCAACCAAGGAGAUCCCGGCACAGUCAUUGUCCAAGAGCCUCCGGAUACCAACACGACUAUUGUUGAUGUCGUGCCCACAAUCACACGCCCGGCCACUCGGUUUGUACCAGCUGCCACGAAGGGUGAUCCAGGCACUGUCUAUAUCGAUGUGCCACCGAACCACAACGUGACAAUGACCACAACUGUCAGCACAAUCACUCGACCAAGCACAACGUUUGAGCCCCCUGCCACUGAAGGCGAUGCUGGCACGGUGCUCGUCCAGAUGCCCCCUGAGUACAAUGUCACCACAACACAGACCAUUGAAACAAUCAGUAGGCCAGUCACUCGGUACUCCAGCCCUGCUGAGAUUGGCGACCCUGGCACCGUGUAUCUAGAUCUACCACCCGAGUACAACGUCACCGUCACAACCACGAUCUACAGUAUCACACGACAGAGCACGACCUUUGCUCCUGGUGCUACACAAGGAGAUCCUGGCAUUAUCAUCAUUGAGAUGCCUCCUGAGUAUAAUGUGACUACAACACAGACUGUUGAGACAAUCAGCAGACCAGUCACUCGAUACUCGAAGGCCGGUACUGUCGGCGACCCAAACACUAUCUAUGUUGACCUUCCGCCAGAAUAUAAUGUCACCAUAACCACAACAGUCCCCACAAUCACGAGACAGUCAACGACAUUUGCUCCUGCUGCCACCCAAGGCGAUCCUGGAACCAUCAUUAUCGAAAUGCCGCCCGAGUAUAACAUCUCGACAACUCAAACUAUCUCUACGCUCUCGAGACCCACCACCCGUUACUCUCGUCCAGGCACAGUUGGAGACCCCGGCACCGUGUACGUUGAUCUCCCGCCGGAGUACAACGUCACUAUCACCACGACCAUUGAGACCAUCACAAGACCUUCAACCACCUUUGCCCCAGCUGGAACCCAGGGCGAUCCUGGUACCAUCAUUGUUGAGCUUCCCCCUGAUUCCAAUGUCACAGUCUCAUCAACAGUCCCUACCAUCAGCCGCCCUGCCACACGCUUUGCAAGCCCUGCAGCCGUGGGUGAUCCUGGCACUGUUUAUGUUGAUCUGCCGCCAGAGUAUAACGUCACCACAACUGAGACUGUCAGCACUAUCAGUCGCGUCCACACAACCUUUAAUCCAGCCGCAACUGAAGGCGACCCAGGCACUAUUUUAAUCGAGGUCCCAGUGGACUACAACGUCACUACCACUGAGUUGAAUAGUGCGAUCAACAGGGUUAGGACUACCUACAUGCCUGCUGGUACACAAGGUGACCCGAAUACCGUCCUUGUUGAGAUUCCUCCUGACUACACCAUCACAACAACUGAGACUGUCAGUUCAAUUACUCGUGUUCGAACUACUUACAUGACUGCCGCGACGCAGGGUGAUGCAAACACGGUUCUUAUCGAGGUCCCGCCGGACUACAAUGUCACAUCCACGGAGACCGUCAGUUCGAUCAACAGGGUCAGGACGACUUAUAUGCCCGCCGGAACCCAGGGUGACCCCAACACAGUCCUUAUCCAGGUUCCACCUGACUACACCGUCACAACUACUGAAACCAACAGUGGUAUCAGCCGUGUGAGGACCUCAUAUAUGACUGCUGCAACACAGGGUGAUCCCAAUACGAUCCUCAUUGAGGUUCCGCCGGAUUAUAACGUUACAUCAACCGAAACCAUCAGCACGAUCAACAGGGUCAGGACCUCAUACUAUCCUGCUGGCACCCAAGGAGAUCCUAACACGGUUCUCAUUCAGGUUCCUCCUGACUACACUCUGACGACGACGGAAACCAACAGUGCUAUCACUCGGGUUAGGACCACGUAUAUGUCUGCUGCCACUCAAGGCGACCCGAACACAGUUCUCAUUGAAGUGCCACCGGAUUCCAAUGUGACGACAACCCAGACCAACAGUGCAAUUAGCCGCAUCAGGACCACCUAUAUGCCAGCCGGUACUCAGGGUGAUCCCAACACCGUACUAAUUGAGGUCCCUGUUGACUACAACGUGACCACCACCGAAACCAAUAGUGCGAUCACGCGAGUUAGGACCACCUAUAACCCGGGUGCAACUCAAGGCGACCCUGGAACAAUUUUGGUUCAGGUCCCAGUUGACUAUAACGUAACAACCACUGAAACUGUCAGCACAAUCAGUCGGGCUAGAACGACAUACAACCCUGCCUCCGUUCAAGGUGAUCCUAACACAGUCCUUGUACAGGUGCCUGUUGACUAUAAUGUCACUAGCACCCAAACAGUCAGCACGAUCAGUCGGGUCAGGACAUCAUACUAUCCAGCCGCCACUCAGGGAGACCCCAAUACAGUGCUGGUCCAAGUCCCGAUGGACUACAACGUGACAGUUACCCACACAAUCACCACUAUCAGUCGUGUCAGGACAACAUAUGGUCCUGCUGCCACACAGGGAGACCCUGGAACCAUCUACGUGGACGUACCGCCGGAGUAUAACGUCACUGUCACAUCAACUGUCAGUACGAUUUCGAGAGCUUAUACAACCUAUUCUGCGCCUGGUACACAAGGUGAUCCAGGAACCAUCUGGGUAAGGCUGCCGCCUGCAUAUAAUGUGACAACCACUCAGACCGUCCCCACGAUCACUCGUAUGUCUACGACAUAUGCUCCUCCAGCUACACAGGGUGACCCCGGAACUUUCAUUGUGCAGGUCCCCCCUGACCGUAAUGUCACUACCACUGAGACUGUUCCCACGAUAUCUCGACCUGCAACCAGAUAUGUGGCCCCGGCUACUCAGGGAGAUCCAGGUACAGUUGUGGUGCAGAUGCCACCACAGUACAAUGUCACUACAACACAAACCGUAUCAACUAUCUCUCGCGUGGCUACGGCAUAUAACCCUCCAGCUACGCAGGGAGACCCAGGUACUAUUGUUGUGCAAAUGCCACCUUCGUAUAACGUCACGUCAACACAGACUGUUUCAACCAUAUCCCGACUUACAACUGCAUACUCAGCCCCUGCUACGCAAGGUGACCCCGGAACUGUCUGGGUCCGGGUACCUCCUGAGUACAACGUCACGUAUACGACUACAGUCUCAACUAUUUCCCGACUUACAACCACAUACGCACCCCCGGCUACUCAAGGCGAUCCGGGCACUUUCAUCGUGAGAGUACCUCCAUCUUACAAUGUCACCACGACGCAGACCGUGUCAACCAUUUCACGUGUUGCAACAGCUUACUCGCCGCCAGCCACCCAAGGAGAUCCUGGUACUGUCAUUAUACAGAUGCCUCCAGCUUAUAAUGUCACUACUACAACGACUGUCUCAACUAUUUCCCGACUUACAACCACAUACGCACCCCCGGCUACCCAAGGCGAUCCAGGUACCUUCAUUGUGCGGGUACCUCCCAAGUACACUGUCACGACGACACAAACAGCCAGCACUAUUACCCGACCUACUACUGUCUUUGCGCCUGCACAAACUCAAGGCGAUCCCGAUACUGUUAUCGUGCAAUAUCCCCCUCCUUACAACGUCACGGUCACUACAGCUGGACCGACAACGCUCACUGCACGAUAUACCACAUACUCACCACCUGGCCAACCUGGCGAUCCCGGUACUGUCAUCGUCGAGAUGCCACCGAGUCGCACAGUCACAAUCACUACAAACGGCGGCACUACGAUCUCUACCCCUGUUACCUCCACUUAUGCUCCGGGUGAGCCUGGAGACCCUGCCACCGUGGUCAUCGCAACCCCAGCUCCCCGAUCUACUACAUCUACAACAUCUUCCAGGCCGCUCACCACCAGCAGCACUACAACUACUGCGCCGGCAGCCACCGUCUCCUUCAAUUGUGAUGUUUACGGCUACCUCAUGCAGAAGACAGCUCUCUACCGUGUCGAAAUCACAUCUGGUAAGACGACUCUUAUCAAGAGUGAUGUCGGCCCUGGUGGUUGGAUCAACGCCAUCGGUUACAACCGUUUCGACAACUACAUCUACGGUAUGCAUAUGGACGACACAGGUUCGCAAGUUAUCCGUAUCGGUGGCGACGGUGGUUGGACACUUCUCGGCACUCGUACCAAUGAUCGUCUCGUUCAGAUGGGUGAUAUUGAUAACCAAGGUCGCUUCUGGAUCUCGAAUCAGGGUGAAGGCUGGUGGUGUAUCGAUCUCAUGCCAGGCUCAUCUACUUACGGCAAGAUUCUCAUGAGCGGCACCGCCAAGAACCCCCUCAACUCUGCUGAUUGGGCCUUUGUCCCUGGAGGAGGCGACUUCAUGUACUCCAUCAUGUACGACGACCAGGGCAAGACGUCCACGCUGUGCAAGUUUAGCCGUACGUCAUACACAUGGACAACCAUCCAGGGCUUCGGUAUGAUUGCUGGCCAGAACGUAUGGGGAGCUGCCUAUGCCUCACAAGACGGAACCCUCUACGGUUCAGAGAAUACCAGCGGCCAGAUCUGGAAGUUCCCUAUCGCCCCUUCGAUUGGAACUCCCAAGUUUGUGGCUACAGGUCCAUCGUCGUCCUGGAACGAUGGUGCAAGGUGUAUCGACAGUCAGACCCUAUAA